Ostrea edulis (European flat oyster) is the source of this 1813-nucleotide messenger RNA. Its product is annotated as periodic tryptophan protein 1 homolog. Gene Ontology annotation, biological process: rRNA processing. Gene Ontology annotation, molecular function: protein binding. The transcript is spliced from 15 exons. The record is from RefSeq and is a predicted model, not a curated record. The coding region runs from base 67 to 1605 and encodes 512 amino acids. NCBI's taxonomy places the organism in Eukaryota, Metazoa, Mollusca, Bivalvia, Ostreida, Ostreidae. Gene Ontology annotation, cellular component: nucleus.
UUCGCGUUAUCAACUUCCUAAUUGAAACACGCGUUUUGAGAGAGAGAACUCAGCUCCGAGUCAGAAAUGAACAUUAUACCGUGCUUAAAAUGGGUUCAGCGCGGAGUAGCCAAGGCUAUUCCUGAUAAAGUUAAACUGAGUGAAGAUGAAUUAAAACGAGUUAUAGAAGACACAAAAGAUAAAAUUGACCUUGUUGAUGAUGAAGAUGAUGAUGGAGAGGAUAUGGAGGAGGAGGAAAUUAGUGAAGAUGACAAACACGGUGCUUCUAAACGUAAAAUGGUCGAUGAUGAAGCUGACAUUGAAGCAAAAUAUGGUCUGGCAGACUAUGAUGAUGAAGAUGAAAAUGAUGUGCUGAAGGGCAUUGGUGAUCUGACUUACUACGCAUCAAAUGCAGAAGAUCCAUAUGUAACUCUAAAAGAUGAGGGAGAUAGCGAUGAUGAAGAUUUUGAAAUCAAAGCCACAGAUAACCUGAUAGUGGUAGGGAAAGCAGAGAAAGAUUUCUGCUGUUUAGAAGUGUAUGUAUAUAAUGAAGAUCUUGGGAAUUUGUACGUCCACCAUGAUAUUUUAUUGUCAUCUUUUCCUUUGGUCGUGGAGUGGCUGAAUUAUGAUGUUGGAGAAGACAAACCAGGAAGUUUUGUAGCGGUGGGGACGAUGGAACCUGAAAUAGAAAUCUGGGACUUAGAUGUGGUAGAUUCCUUAGAACCUGUCGUAGUGUUGGGAACUAAGGCCAAGUCAAAAAAGAAAAAGAAAAAAACUGAUGGUCACACAGAUGCUGUUCUUGAUUUAGCUUGGAAUGCUGAUGUUAGAAAUGUUCUUGGAAGUGCGUCAGCUGAUUGUACGAUAAAACUGUGGGACUUAUCGGAGGGAAAGCCGGUGACGACCAUCAUGCAACAUGAUGACAAGGUUCAGUGUCUGGCCUGGCGUCCAUCGGAUUCAUCUUGUCUCCUGUCUGGAUCUUUUGACAAGACAGUGAAUAUGUAUGACUGUAGAAAUCCCAGUAAAGAUUAUAAAACCUGGACUUUAAAUGGUGAAGUGGAAAAUAUCCUGUGGGAUAAAUUCAAUCAGUCCUAUUUUUAUGCCACAACAGACAAUGGGUAUGUGUUCUACAUGGACAGUAGGCUCCAGAAGCCGGUGUUCUUACUUUCUGCACAUGAUGAGAGUGUAACAGGGAUUUGUCAGAGUUCGUCAGUCCCAGGCUUGCUGAUUACCACCUCCACAGACAAGACGAUGAAAGUCUGGGAUAUCCAGAACAACAAGCCCUCCACAGUUUUGGAGCGAAAUCUCAGACUGAAUCAGUUGUUUUGUGCUGACGUUUGUCCUGAAGCACCAUUUGUGUUUGCCAUCGGCGGAGAGAAGGAAAUCAAAGUCUGGGAUAUUAGGGAAAGUGCAACAGUGAGGAAACAUUUUGCAUCUAGGGCACCUGUUGGUGUGACAAUGGAAGGAGAUGAUGAUGUGAAGGAGGAGAUGGAAGAAGCCAUGAAGGGAAUGAUGAUUGACAAAGAGGAAGAGGAGGACGUUCAAACUCUGCUAGGGGAAGGGGCCACAGCAGGCCCCUCAACCAAAAAGAAGAAAAAGAAGAAACGGAAAUCUCAAAAGCAGAAUUAAUUUACUAUUGUGUUCUGCUUUCCGGGGGGGGGGGGGGGGGGGGGGGGGGGGGGGGGGGGGGGGGUAGCUAAAGCUAUGCUAAUGGUUUGAUUGGUUGAGAUUUUCAAAUAUGGAUACAGUCAUGUUACUGGUUGAAAUUAGCUUCUGUACCCAUGUCAUUUAAAUUUUGUUAGAAUGUAUGUUAAAGAAAUAAAAAUAACAAAUUUAC